Molecule: messenger RNA, 2088 nt
Organism: Rotaria sp. Silwood1
Lineage: Eukaryota; Metazoa; Rotifera; Eurotatoria; Philodinida; Philodinidae
Source: the annotation of a GenBank genome assembly
AUGGCAACAGCACAAUAUAGUGCAUUGUUUCCACAUGUUGCACCACGUUGUAGAGAACUUCUUCAUAUACUCGUACAUGGUGCCGCUAAUUUACCUAAUAUAGGUAAUCGUUUACCUCAAUAUUAUGUUACAGCACAAAGUCACACAACUGUAGCAGGAGAAGAUAAUGUAGAAACAAUAAAUGCAACAAAUUAUGUUGAAGGUAUUUCACCUCAAUGGAAUGAAAUGAUUUAUGUAGACAUAUCAGAAGAUAAAAGUCAAUCGGAAGGAGUUAUUUUUUUUAUUAUUGAUGAAGUUAGUAAAAAGAAAAUCGUUGAAUAUCAUUUACUAUGGAGAUGGUUAGCACCAUUCUAUGAAUAUCAUUUAAAUUUACAAAAGACAUUACCACAAACAUCUCAAACAACUUGUUUAUAUGUUUCAAUAAUGAAGAAACAAAGUUCUUUAUCAAAAGAAAAUAUUCGAUAUUUUGGUUUAGAAGCAUUAUUAAAUGGAUUUGAUGUACCGAUUACAAAUAGUCAAUCAAGUUAUGUUAUUGCACGAAUUGUACCUGACUAUAAAUCUUAUAGGCAUUCAAAACGUCCAAUAUGGAAACAUGACUUUUUCUUUUCGCAUGAUAAUGAAAAAGAUAAUAUGUUUACAAAUCCAAAUAGUGCACUCGUAUUUGAAUUUUAUCCAUUACAAAAUAUUGGUAAUAAUACAAGAUGGCGUAUAGCAGGUUUACUUGGAUGGACAACUAUUCUAUUAGAUACACGAUUAUUAAACGCACUUUCAUCAUCAGCUGCACGAGAAGGCAUGAGAACUGAAGGUCUUAUGAUCAAUAGUGAAGGUGAUUUAGCACCAGAAACUGCGAAAUAUUUAACAGCUGAAGUUGUUCUUCGUCUUGUUACUGAAAGGCAUCCAACAAAAAAUCUUCUUUCAUCAUCAGGUAAUAAUUUACCUGUAUUACCUUCAUAUUAUAAUCAAGGUAUUCAACAAAAUGGUACUGAACCUGUUUAUAUACAAGUGCCUAUGUCACAGAAAAACUUUUUACCAGCAAUAAAAUCACCAACAUUACCACCGCCUGUUGCUCGUUCACCUAUACAAGCAGCUCAACCAACAUUUCUUCCACCACAAUUGUAUCAACCACCUCAAUAUGAUUUUGUACAAAGUGCUCCACAAGCACCAGCAGUAGAUAAUACUCGUUAUCGUAUUCCACGUAUUAAUCCAUAUGAUUUGGAUGAUAUUCCAACAGAAUAUCGAGCUAUGUUAGCAACAAAUUAUCCUCCACGUCGAGAUGAUGAUAUUAAUGGUUGGUUUGAUUAUUUUGAACGUGAAGUUGCACUUUAUAAACAAGCUAUUCGACGUAUUAUACAAGAUGUUACACAAUUACGUGAUCAACAUAAAACAUUAACAGCAGCAAAUGCUGAUUUACGAACAAAAAUAGAAAAUUUUGAAAAGAAAAAAAAAGUUUUAUAUGAAAUUUUUGAAGGUGAUAAAAUUGAUAAAGCUAAAAUUCAAGAUAUAUUUAAUCGUUUAAAUGCUAAAAUAUCUGCUCAAUCACUUGAAUUAAAAGAAAAUUAUGCAAAAAUAAUUGCUCAUGAAAAAGAAUUAGCUCGGCGAGGUGAAUUACGUGCUCAAUAUGAUGCAUUAGUUCGUUCAAGUCAAGCACGUGAAGUAGAGAUUAAAUUAUUACAACAACGAAUAGGUAAAGCUGAUGGACUUGAAGAAACAGUUCGACGUCAAGAAAUGGUUAUUGAAAGACUUGAAUCAAUGAUUAAUAAUUAUAUGAAACAAAAACGAUUAGGAGGAGCAUUUAAUGAUAUUGAUAGAAACUUUUUAUCUGAACAUGCUGCACUUGGUUUAGAAACUCAACAACUUCAAAGACGAGUAUCUCCUGGACGUCAUACAGCAAUGGUAAAUAGUCAUCGAGACGAUCUUCUUCAACAAAAUAUAGCUUAUCAACAAGAAUUAGCUACGCUUAAAGCUCGAUUGCAAGAAAAUUCAGCUGCAUGGGGAAAAGAAAAAGUUGAAUUACUUUCGAAAAUCAACGAUAUGGAGCCAUUGUCACCUACACCACCGACACGAAUACGAAAACCAAAGCCUUAUUAA